GACUUCACAUUACGAUUGGUCACCAAACUUGUUAAUCGAUCUUUCUCUCUCUUCUUUGCUUACUCCGUGAAGUCAACUGAAUUACUGUUUAGUAGUUUAAUGGGCAUUAUGAUUGAUAUUUGAUGUUUGAUCAAUAAAUCGCUUGACAAUAGUUAAUAUUUAGAUUUCUGUGUUUGGCAGACUAUUGAUAUAAUUCAUCUUUUAGUAUAACUUGUAUUAAAUUAUCUUUUUAAAAUGGCACAAGAAGUUGAGGAAACAAUGAAACGUAUUCAAUCUCAUAAAGGUGUUGUAGGAACUAUUGUUGUUAAUACAGAAGGUAUUCCAAUUAAAUCAACCAUGGAUAAUACAACAACUGUUCAGUAUGCUGGCCUUAUAAGUCAGUUGUCAGACAAGGCAAGGUCUGUCAUCCGAGAUUUAGAUCCAACAAAUGACUUAACAUUCCUUCGUAUUCGUAGCAAGAAGCAUGAAAUUAUGGUUGCUCCUGAUAAAGAAUUCAUCCUAAUUGUUGUACAAAAUCCAGUGGAGUAAAUAUAGUUAAAAGUAUUUUAUAAAUGAUUAAUAUAUGAAAAAAAUAAAAAUAAUUUGUAAAAAAUAAAAGAAAAAAAAGAAUUUUAUAAAAUAUUAUUAUUAUCUUUUGUGUAUGUAAUAUGAAAUAAAUAUUAAUUAACAGAAAAUGUAAUAAACCAAAUUGAUAUUUUUAUUGUAAACUAAAAUACAAAUACAUUUUUUAAAUAAAUACUUAAAUCUUACAUAUGACCAAAAAUAAAUUUAGUCUUGAUAAUGAACAUACAUAAAAUAUUGCAUGUUCCUUAUUAUCCACUAAAAAUAUUUUAAUUCUAAAAGCAUUUUAAUUAAUUAUUGUUCUUAUUAUAAUUAUUAUUUUUAUAAAAGAUGAAUACAUUUCAAAAAUGUAAUAUCAAAGAUAAAUAUAUUUAUAUAAAGGGAAUGUUAUUAGAUACAUUAAUAUCGAUUCAAUAUUUAUUAGCAUUCUACCAUUAAAAAAAUACAAUAAACAAUUUUUUUUUAAACAAUUUCAUGCAUUAGGUAUGCAAUUUAUAUUCAUCAAUUAUGCUUAAGAUUGUAGGAUGGAUUGAAUAUUCAAUAUGGUUUUGACUAACACGUUGAGCUGGAUGUGCAAGUAAUCUCGCCAUAUAAUUGUGCAACUUAGCGACAUUUCUUGAUAAUUCCAUAAUAUAAGAAACACUUUUUAUAUCCAAUUUAUUUAACUCAGAAUAAAUUUCUUCACACUUAUUAUCUAAACUUGGUAUUUCAUGAACAUAUAAUAUGUCCAAAAAGAAAUUCGGAUUACUAAUUAUUUCUUGCAUAAUUACAUUGGUUGUAUUAAAUCUGGGAAUAAUAUUAGAUCUACAAUACAAUAAAAUUAUUCGUACAACAUUAUCUUCUAAAACAGAUUUUUCAUGGAUCACUUUCUGAUAAAUUAAAUUGAAAAUUUGUUGUAAAUCAAAAUAGCUUUUAUUAUUA
Molecule: messenger RNA, 1482 nt
Organism: Nasonia vitripennis (jewel wasp)
Lineage: Eukaryota; Metazoa; Arthropoda; Insecta; Hymenoptera; Pteromalidae
Gene: robl
Product: roadblock
Exons: 4
Coding region: 235-528 (97 amino acids)
Biological process (GO): microtubule-based movement
Cellular component (GO): centrosome; cytoplasm; cytoplasmic dynein complex
Molecular function (GO): dynein intermediate chain binding
Source: RefSeq, a predicted model, not a curated record